AUCUUGCAGCAAUUAAUUUUUAUAUAUCUCGAGAAUAUGCAAUAUCUAAUACAAGAAUAGCUUUAACUGAAGAAAUGAAUAAAAAAAUUAAAACAUCAGUUAUUAGUAAUAAUAAAUCUUUAAAAAAUAAUUUAGAAACUACAAAUAAAUCUGAAAAUAAUAUAGAAGGUAAUACUACUAAUUCUAAAAAUAUAUUAGAAUUAGAAGCUCAAAGAAAUAUUAAGGAUAUUCUUGCUUAUGUAAUACCAUAUUUAAAAGAUAAUGGCACUCUUUCAAGCUCUUCUACAAUCUAUUUGCGUAUUUCAGGUGAUGAUUUAUCAAAAGAUUGGAGAAUAACCAAAACUAUAGAUAUAAUUAAUGAAAAUUAUCAAAAUACUCCUGGACAUAUAAAUGCAUCACUUUUUGAUAUUAUCUCUAUAGACAAUAUAGUAUUUGAUGAAUUACAUAUCUUAUUACGAAUAACAGAUCGUCUUUGGGAUUUAGUAUUAGCUGAAAUUAAAGAAAAAAAUAUUUAUAAUGAUUUAACAUGUAAUGUCAUUAUAAAUGAAAUGAAACAUCUUCAUGUUCCUUUUUUAUUUUGGAAAGAUAAAGAUUCAGGAGCCAGAAAACAUACCUCAUUAAUGGGAGAUGAUAAAAUUAAAGUUUUACGAUUCUUUAAUUUGGAGCUUCUUUUCUCUAAAUCACGUGCAUAUCUUAUUAGAAAAUUGUGGAGUAAUUUUUAUAACUUAUAUAAAGCAAUUCAAGAUAAGAAAACUAAUCCUUUGCAAUUUAAAAAGUUUCUUUUGAAUGAUCCUAAUAAUAAUCAAAAAAUUAUAAAAGGAUUAUAUUUACCAAGCCAUAUAACAUCAUAUAUUCAUGCGUUUGUAUAUCAUGGUUGGGAAUUGCUUCAAAAACAUCAACAAUGGG
Messenger RNA from Racocetra fulgida, 906 nucleotides. The record is from the annotation of a GenBank genome assembly. Lineage: Eukaryota; Fungi; Glomeromycota; Glomeromycetes; Diversisporales; Gigasporaceae.